GACGAACUUAGGAACGACCCCCUCUAUAAUACAAGAACGUGUAAUACUGGAGUGCUUUGACGCAAGAUGGAGGCUCUGCAGGAUAAGAAGGUGGAGUUCUUCUCCAUGGAGAACAUGAAGAACAACGAGAAGGCCGUCGAGUACGUUCAUACGUCCAUGUGUGUCAUCGCCGGCUGCAUCGCGGGCAUCACAGGCAUGACAGGUCUGCAGGGUUUCGCCUUCUUAGCUGCUGCCUACGUGUCCACUGCUGCCUCGAUCUGGGUCUUCAAGCUCGGCAUGGACGUCAAGGUUUACUUCAACACGAACGCCUUCAGCUUCAUCUUCGCCGGAGUCUUGUCCCAGGCGCUGUCCUUCAUCCUCUUCUGGACGCUCUCCUACGGACUCGUGCAUAUUUAUUGACCGGCCCCAAGCUGCAGAAGACGAGAUAUCCAAGCGACGUACUCAAGACAAAGGCGGGCAGGUUAUACGAUACCGGUAUAUGACAUUCAUGCCUACAGGGGGCAGCAAUUGACGUCCAAGGGUCGAUGCAGAUGCUACUUUACAGCAUCCUGUUACCAAGGCGAUAGUGCAUUCAUCUAGAACCAAUUUGAUAAUGACAUCGUGCUCGUCUUGCGUUGCGUUCAA
Messenger RNA from Phytophthora nicotianae INRA-310, 624 nucleotides. RefSeq lists its product as hypothetical. The transcript has a single exon. NCBI's taxonomy places the organism in Eukaryota, Oomycota, Peronosporomycetes, Peronosporales, Peronosporaceae. The record is from RefSeq and is a predicted model, not a curated record. Gene Ontology annotation, cellular component: EMC complex; endoplasmic reticulum; membrane. Gene Ontology annotation, biological process: autophagosome assembly; protein folding in endoplasmic reticulum. Bases 67 to 399 code for a protein of 110 amino acids.